This is a messenger RNA of Purpureocillium takamizusanense, 4559 nucleotides long. RefSeq lists its product as uncharacterized. Gene Ontology annotation, biological process: regulation of apoptotic process. The coding region runs from base 827 to 4405 and encodes 1192 amino acids. The transcript has 2 exons. Lineage: Eukaryota; Fungi; Ascomycota; Sordariomycetes; Hypocreales; Ophiocordycipitaceae. The record is from RefSeq and is a predicted model, not a curated record.
UCCCAAACUACCCUCCAGGUGAGGAGGUGAGAGACGCUGCAAUCCGCCCCCCUGCCGCCUCCCACGAGCAGCCCACGAGCAGCCCACGAGCACUGGAACCCAGCCCAGCCCAGGCCACCAGGCGGCGUCGGCCAACCACAACCACCAUGGCCGCCCGCCGUAACCAAAAUGCACGACUCUCACGUCGUCUCUCCCCCUCCAACCCCCAAACUUCGACUCAUCCCUCGCUCGUCAUUUGUUUGCUCUUUGACUGACCGCUCCGGCGCCGCCUCUCCUGGAUCCCACGUCGUUCGGCGUACACACACACCAUCCAUCAAGCGGCUUCCUUCCCCGCCGCGCAGCCUAUCUGCAGUCAGCACCUUCCGGCGCGCGCGCGCAUCGUGACCUGCAUCUCCUCCGCCUCCUACUCCUCCUACACUCCUCCCGCUUCUCCUCCUACCCCCCUCCCUCGCCGCUUGCGCACUGAUGGAUCUGUGACGGGGACUGGCCUGGCUAGGUCACGCAAAACGGCCAGACAGCUCGCAUCUCGCAGCACGACCUAACCCUUGACUCGACUCAGGCCGCGGGGCCCAGCCGCCGCGGCAGCCAGGCGAGGCAACACAACGUGUGUGUUAGUCCGACAUCGUCCGCCUCCGUUACCCGCCCACGCAACGGCUGCCUCCAGCUUCACCCCCAUACGCCACCCCCCCGGUCGCGCCCUCUGCGGCUCGUCCAGGUCGCAUAGUACUACUAUCCCCAGACGGUUGAGCUCCAAGCCCGCAUCGCAUUAAGCAAGCAGCCUCAGGUUGGACAGACACCACCGGGGACCAUCCGGGCUCGAAUUAGAAUGGACUCUCCCCGUGAUCAGGCCCGCCUCCGCCAAGGCCUGAAUCCUCUCACCACGAGCUCACUCGGGCUCUACAACGCCCAACUAAAUACCCCCAUCUCGGCCGUGUCCAUGGCCUCAUCGCACAUUCAUUCCGCGCACACUCCCGCCAGCGCCAUCCAGCCCUACAAUCCUCAGGAAUGGGUUCCUCCCAGCGGCCCCGCUCCUCCUGCCACGAUGCCGUCCACGGACAGGACGCGGCAGUUCGAAGCCCAAGCACCUCCUCCCCCGUACAGCCCACCGAGGAGCCAGCAACAGCGGCCGAUGAGCACCGCGUUUGAACACGCCAUCUCAUCGACUCCCCCGCCUCGAAUAGCGACAAUUGCUGUACAUCGGCCAUCCCCCGAACCUUCGGCGGCUCGCGCCUUUCCACCGCCCCCCGGUGCCAGCGGUCGAGGCGGGUCCCGCGAGAGACGAUUCGGACUGCCCUCUCUCAGCCGUCGGAGAGACAACGACCAGGUUUCCCAAUCUCCAGAGCCGCAACCACAACCCCUUGGCGGGCCGUUCAGAAGGAGUAUGGGGCCAGCCUCGCUAUAUCAAGAACCCGAACGCAUGACUUCCCCAUCCUCCGCCGCCGUGAACCCCGUCCCGCCGUCAGCACGCCGCGCCGCCUCCACAGGUGCCAUCGAUACACCAACGUCCGCCCGCUCACGAUCCACAUCGCAGACGCGCUGGGAGCCGGGCAUGCCUCUCCCCCCACCCCCGCCAGGGCCGCCGCCAUCCAGCUCCAGGUCACAGAGCGUGCAGAGCAUGGAUAGAAACAGUGUGCCCAUCAUCUCGCCUCCGACGCGCCGGGCCCCUCCCAGCGGCAUAGCCUCUCUGGGACCGGUGCCUCCCACGCCGGCAAAUUGGGUUGACGGGGACGCCCUCCCAAGCCAGAGGCCGCGGAGCAAAUCACCCGGCCUAACAAUCGACACGGCCACAGCUUCCAGCUCCCAAGACGUUCCGGAACCUCUGACAUCGUCGGGAAGUGCCAGCGGGGGGCUCAACCGGGCUAGAGCUGUCCGCCACGACAAGACCAUCAUCCAACGACGUACCGAAAGCCGCAACCGACAUACAUCUCAAGGGUCCCUCGAUGCCACAACAAGGCCGCAUGAGAUACCCGAUAUCGUUGUGCCGCGCAGCCCUGAUAGCCACAAGCUGUCUCAGCCCAAGGCGAAUGCUCGCAGCGGCGGAUUACUGCCUGACCUCUAUCAAGCCGGGGAAUCGUCAAGCCAGGCAGACUCUCGCAACUCGACCCCUCGGGCUCCAAACUCAGCCAAGCUACCACUGCUUCAGACGGCAACUCCGCCAUUUUCGCCAUCCGCAAUCAAGUCCGGUCAGCCCGCCAACACCUCCCAGUCGGCCAUUGUGCCUAAAGCGCUGCCCACCCCACCUCCACAAACACGGUCGGCGUCGUGUUCCCGGCCUCGGGACGGUUCCCGACCUCCUGCGUCGGCCUCAACCCCAGUAUCCAAGCACACGGUUGUGACGCAAAAUGCGAGCCAGUUUGCGGCCGCGGCAGUCGAGCGGUUUCGCGCCUUUGCGGAAAGGGAAGCGGCGGUGUCCAGUGAUGCCGACAGGGUUCGUUUGUUUGCGGACUUUUUCGUCAACGAGUCGAGGAUCCGUCGCGAAAGAUACUCUGCGGCCAUCAGCGCCAUGGGAUCGGAGAUUUUUGACCUAAGUCGAGACCUCUUCCGACCCAUGACUCCCCCCAGGCGCGACUCGGCUACAUCGCAAGAGCAGUGGACGCCAGCUUCAACCGAUCCCGCCGCUUCUUACAGAGACUCUGUGGGUUCUGCCCCUCGGGGCGAGGGGCUUUCCAACUCCGCGCCCACGUCAGCGAACCUCCCCAUGUCGCCAAGCGCCGGUGCGACCAACAAUGGUACCUGGGCCGCCAGCAAUUAUAUGCCAUCACUCUCGCCGAUCCUGAGCAUGAGCGUCAGCGACAACUACGAGAACGGCAGCUCUAGGGGUCGUCCACCGAGCAGAUGGUGGGAAUCGGAUUCGCAAGGUGAUGGCUCACGAGUCUUUGAGAGAUCGAAGCGAGAGUCAAAGUACAUGGGCGUCCCCAAGGACCAAUGGGUCGAGGAAGAGGCGGCAGGCGGGAGUGACUACAGGUCUUCAUCUGAAUACCCUCCCGAGAAGACCGGGUGGCACGAUCAGAGCGAGCCGGUCAAGACGCCGCAACCGCUGCACUCGGCCACCACCACACCAGUCGACCCUAGCAUAUCGCCAUCCUCCUACAAGUCAGGAUCGCUAGACGUGUCGCGGCUUGUCACAAUGCCUCCACCGUACCCGCGCCACCACCCGGCCGUGAACAACAACCACCCCGAACUGGCCACGAUACGGAGCUCUGUGAGGGCGUUGGGCGAUCUCUCAGAGAUUGACAAUGCCAAGGAGCGGUUUGCCAUUGCCAGCUCGAAACGGAGGGAAGAGUUUUCGCAGGCUGCCUCGCAGAGGCGCCAGUCACUGCGAGCCAACCUGCAGCGGGAGAUCAAUGCCGGGAACCUGGGGUAUGCGGACGCGGCUGCGAUCGAGUCGGACUCGCAGGAUCAGGAAAAAGACAAGAAGAAGGAGCUGGAAAAGUCGGAGUACGAGCUAUUUCAAAACGAGGUGAUAUUACCCCUGAACGACCUGUUGACAGGGCGCAUCGCCCGGGCCAAGGACUUGUUCGACGAGCUGUCGCGGCACUUGUUCGACAGCGGACGGAUCGAUGCGGACAUGCCACAGGAGGAAGGGGACGACAGACCGGAGCUGCUCGAAAAGUUGACACUUCUCAAGUGGAUAUUCGAGAUGCGGGAGACUCUCCACCGGGCUAUUUACGACAUCUUGUCGGACCGCAACGCGCGAUACUGCGAGGUGGUGAUGACGCCGUACCGGCUCUCGGGAAACACCGACAAGCUCAAGUCGGCCGAGGCCUUUUUCGCAGAGGACGCGGCCAAGCGCGAAUACGCGUUCUCAAACGAGGUCCUCGACCGGGCGCGAGAGUUCCGAACGGUCAUGGAAAAGUCGGUCGACCGAGGCGUGGCGCUGCAGCUUUCUGCCUUUUGGGAUAUAGCGCCACCACUGCGAGAGUUGCUGGACAGCAUCCCCAAUGACCUAGAGGGCUUCCGCAUCCAGAUCCCACCAUCGGAACUCGACGAGAACCCGACGUACCGGGAGCAUCCGCUGCAGUACUUGUUCAGUCUGCUUCAGCACAUGGAGAAGAGCACAUACCAGUUCAUCGAGUCGCACACAAACCUCUUGUGUCUGCUCCAUGAGGUGAAGGGCGCCGUGGUAAACGCCAAGGCGAGGGUCCUGGCGUCGCAACCGGAAGAGAUGGACGGCACGCGCCUGCGCCCUGAAGAUCGCGAGGAGCGGGCGAGGGCGAUGCGACAGAGCGAGGACAUGCGCCUGACGGAAGAUCUCAAGGAGAAAGUUCGUGUCGUGCAGGACCAGUGGAACGGCGCGCUGGGCGAGGGCAUCAAGAACGUAAAGGAGCGGACAGCGACGUGGCUGCUGGAGUCGGGCGGCUGGGACGAGGCGCUAGAGGAGUCGGCGGUGUUUGGCGGAGCAUAGCAUAACUACCUACUUGCCUUUUUGUGGCAACGGAGGGAGAGCGCGUGGAUGUGACUACCUACCUACCUACCUAGAUACCCCAAGGAUUAUUUACGGCGUGAGACGAGACGCGCAUGGCCGGCCACUGUACGAUGGUGACGGUUCGUGGACGCAA